Molecule: messenger RNA, 5846 nt
Organism: Pseudophryne corroboree (corroboree frog)
Lineage: Eukaryota; Metazoa; Chordata; Amphibia; Anura; Myobatrachidae
Product: activating transcription factor 7-interacting protein 1-like
Exons: 17
Coding region: 421-4122 (1233 amino acids)
Biological process (GO): regulation of DNA-templated transcription
Cellular component (GO): transcription regulator complex; nucleus
Molecular function (GO): protein binding; transcription coregulator activity
Source: RefSeq, a predicted model, not a curated record
GAGAGCUGAUGGCAUCAUGGCUGCAGGGGGCUCUCUUUCUGGACCAAAAUGUACCCCUCAGACACACCUUCACACUAAGUCUCAGGAAUUUUAGUGCUGUCGAUGCCAGAGAACACCAAUAGGAUUGUUCAGCACUUAGAACACCAAUACGAUUGAACAAAUGACUGGCAACAGGAGUAACAGGACACACAAGCUAUUAAGCAAAACGCUCUUCCUGCCAGCAGUUUCUGGCUACAAACUCUUCGUUCUCUUACAAUUUACAUUUUAAUCCAGAUUAUGGGACUCAUUGAUAUUAAUUUACCUAAAUGUGGUCAUUACCAGCCAUGUGUCUAAACUUCCACCAAACUUUGUGGGUGUGAAUGCUGUGGCCUAAAACUUUUGUGCCAGUUAUUUUGUGAUUUGACUACAUAUUUACAGUUUAUGAUGGACACUGGAGAAGAACCUAAAAAAAAAAUCUUUAAAGCCCGCAAAACAAUGAAAGCAAGUGACCGUCAACAGCUGGAAGCUGUGCACAAAACAAAAGAGGAUCUGUUGAAACCCACAGAGUUGGUUAAUGGAAAUCAUGAAAAUUGUGAUUCAGAUAUGAAUUUUGACAUCAAUGAUUCCGACCCUAUGGAGGAGAAAAAGGAUUUAAAUGGCAUAGACAUUAACAGUGAUUCUUUUGAUUCUGUUGUAAAACUGCCUGAUAUUAAGGAGGGUUUAAUAAAUGAUGACCGAACUAGUGAUUUAGAGUUGCCACUUGAUUUUGAACUUCCCGAGAGCAUUACAUGUCAAGAAGAUACAAGCAAAAUUAUGACUAGUGGAACUGCUGUCCAGGUCUGUUCAACGGAUGGUGAACAGCAAAUUGAUGAAAAGACUACUGCUCUUGAUGAAGUAGAGCAAAGAGAGCAAGAAGCACUGCCGUUAGCAGAAAAUCUCUUAUGUGAUACUGAAUUUUCAGAGCAGCAGCCUCUGUGCAACAUUCUUGAAGACAAAAGUCCUGAUCUAGAGGCUGUACAAAACAUGGAAGAUGAGAAUCCUGUGGAACCUACCAUUGAGAAAGAGUUGGAACAUGAAGACAUGGACACCGUAUCAGGGAGCCCUAUUGCUAAAGCAGAAAAUGAAACGGAAGACCAUAUUUUUAAAGAGCCUAUUGAUACAGAACCUGUAGUUUCUAAUAAUACUGUAGAAAAGGCAGAGAAUUUGAAUGAAGAACAUCAUGAAAAUGAAGCAGAUUAUAAAAACUUACCUGACAAUGAAAUGCACAAUGCUGAGGAUGCUGAAGAAAAUCAUGUGCCACAAGAUAACAUAGAGGUGAAUGGACCACAUGAACCAAAUAUUUUACCUGAUAUGGCUGUACCAGAAGCUGGGUACUCUUCAGAGGAAAACAGGGAAACCUCAGAGACUCUGUCACCUCAACAGGAUUUUGGGGAAGAAGCCAUAUCAAGUAGUAUGGAGGUUGACCAAAUUGUGAGAACUGAAGAGGAAAUCUCUUCUCCAGGAGAAGCUCAUAUUGACACACCUGUUUCAGAUCUGCAGGCAGUUACUAGGUUAGAAAGUUCAGAUACAAUGGAAACUGAUGAAAUAAUACCGAUUCUCGAAAAGCUGGCGCCAGUGGAAGAUGAGCUUCAGUAUUUUGUAAAACCUGAUUUGCUAUCUGAAAGUGUUGGUGAUGCAGAGGAAGAGAAAACUGAAAACAAUGCAACUUCUCCAAGCAAAAAUGAUGUCAGUGAGACUCUACCAAGAGAAGCAUUUUUGGUUCUCUCUGAUGAGGAAGAACUGUCUGGUGAAAGUACAACCCUGAAAGAAAGCAUCUCAAAUGAACAAGAUACAAAUGAAGUUAUCACAGAAAAACCCGAACAAAAUAAAGAACAGGAAAAUGCAGAAGAGCCUCAAGUUGAGAAAACUGAGACUUUCCGACGGAAGCGUUCUAAAUCUGAGGACUUAGACAGCCAGAGCUCCAAACGGAGGCGGUUUGAGGGUGAAGAGUAUGAAGCAGAGUUACAGGUUAAGAUCACAGCAGGAGAUGACCUAAACAAGAAACUGCAGAAAGUGAUCCAGAAGCUGUUUGAGGAAAAACUUAGUGCCUUGCAGUGUAUAGAGUUUGACAAAGCAAUUGCGGAGCUGAAAACACGAGUGGAGAAAAUUGAGUGCAAAAAACACGAAACUGUUCUGCAUUCCAUGCAGGCUAAAAUAACCCGGCUGACAAGACGCUUUGGGGCUGCAAAGAAAGACCUGAAGAAAAGACCUGAGCAAACCACAGUAACCCAGCCAGCAUCACCAGGGAAGUCUGCAGCAAGUGAUUCUGCUCCAAGUCUGGACGCCAUGGUUUACAGGGCUGCUGGUACUGUGAGACAAAUGUUAGAAUCAAAACGAAAUGUAGGAGGAACUACUACACCUAAUGUGCAGUUCUCACCUGCUGCUCCACCUUCUGUCUCAAGCUCUUCUAAUUUAACACUACGCACAUCAAACACGACACAGAUGCCUGUAAGCCAAUCACCUGUUAAUACUACUCUUCAAACCAGGGCACCACCUGACUGGAAACUAAUUCAGCAGAAAAUUAAUGCUUCAAGUAUUGGAACUUCAUCAUAUACUUUAAGCAGUCAAUCCAAACCUAUUACACCAGUUACUAUGACUUCAGUUCUACCUACACCUAGUACUGCUACAGUUGUUGGAAACGGUCAGGUGCCUACCAGCAGCACCCAGACAACUCUUUCAUCCCUGCCUUUCAUUCUACAUGUUCCAGUUGCAAUGCCCUCCCAGCCACAACUCCUACAAAGCACAACCGGAACACUGGUGACGAAUAAGCAGUCUGGCAAUGUUGAGUUCAUCCCAGUACAAAAUCAGUCUACGGUUGGCAGUCUCUCAAAAACACCAAUGUCAUUAUCUGUAACCAAAGCAAUCAAUAGCCCUUCAAUGCCCAGCCCAGGCAUCCAGCGGAAUUCCCCUGCCAGUUCCAUUGCUUCCACAUUGACUGUACAGGCUAUUCCCACAACCCAUUCAGUUACUUUAUCAUCCAGACCCUCACUGCCAACUGUUGGAACCUCUGGUACAUACAGUCAAGCAAGUAAUCGGAACACAGCACAGUUAUCUGUAUUUAACAAUUCAUCCUCGUCUGAAUCUCCUUCUGGAGGUAGAUCAGAACUACAAACCAACCGGACACAGACAGCAGAGCCUGCAGCAAGCAAGCGCACCGAGAGCAGUGCAUUGGGUCGAAAAGCUGGAGUCAUUGAUCUUACACUUGAUGAUGAAGAUGUGGUGUCGUCUCCUCAAGACUCCAGAAGGACUAACUCUGCAGCUGUAUCCGGAACAGUUCAGUCAUCACAACCAGUAGCUCGUCCUGCACAGCCUUCCCAGGCUAAUACUCUGCAGACAUCCACUGCACCUGCAGGACUUCCUUCACAGGCCACAAUACAUGUUUUACCAACAGCUCAGACAACUGUUAAUAUAACGCAGCGACCAGGGAUUCAAGCAGCACAAAGGCCUUCAGCUCCUCGAGCACCUAACAACCCACACAUGGUUUACACAUCAACAACCCUUCCCACUGUACCUGUGCAGACACCUGUACGCAACACUGUCAUGCAAAGUCAGAACCUACGGCAGAUCAAUCCACAAACUGGAGGAGUACCUGUAAGAAUGCCACAAGCCACAGCUUAUGUUGUAAAUAAUGGGAUGUCUAUAAGUACUACUGGACCACAACUCACAGUUCAUCAUCGGCCACCUCAAGAACCGGCAAGAUCAAUCCACCCAGCACCACUUCCUGAGGCUCCUCAACCUCAGCGCCUCCCUCCUGAAGCUUCUUCAACUUCUGUUCCUCAGAAACCUCACCUAAAACUGGCCAGAGUACAAAGCCAAAAUGGAAUUGUUCUCUCUUGGAGUGUAUUAGAAGUAGAUCGCAGCUGUGCCGUUGUAGACAGCUAUCACCUAUAUGCUUAUCACGAAGAUCCAACUGCAACAUCUCCGUCACAGUGGAAAAAGAUUGGGGAAGUGAAAGCACUACCUCUUCCCAUGGCAUGUACUCUAACACAAUUUGUUUCUGGCAGUAAAUACUAUUUUGCUGUUCGGGCGAAAGACAUUUAUGGACGCUUUGGACCAUUCUGUGAUCCGCAAUCAACAGAUGUUAUUUCUACUCAGAGCAGUUAGAAAAGUUGAGAAGACGCUUUAUAGUACUUCCUGUUAUGGUUCUGUAGCCAGGACCUCAUGCAUGAAAUCUAAUUUGGAGGAGCUACUGGGUUCUCUUAAUGGGGACCAUGUACAGCACUUGCCAGGUGUCACAAAAUAGGCUACAUUCCUGACAAGUUUUUUUCUUCUUCUUUUGUAAAUCACUAAUUUUCUGCAGAAUGUAUAUUAAGUCGUUUUUCCUUUUACACAAAUUUGAAAGUCUGCAAAUCUGUAGACAAAAGACAUGUCCCUGAAAUGCGGAUAAUUGUAUAGGUGAUGUAAAUAUUAUGUAAAAUGAUCUACUGAAAGAGGAUGGUUGGGUAAACUCAUUUGACACAGAGGGAACCUUUCGACGUGAUUUUUGGUUAUUGUAGCUGCUAGAAAGGACAAGUAUUACAGAGGAAUCCAGUGUUUCAUGGUUUGUUCAUUCAUGAAGAUAAAACCUGUAUUUGAUCUCCACUGGCUGGGGACAUUGACAUCUAACAGUUAUUUGUGCUGUUUAGUAAUAAUUAUCAACCUGUUUUCUUGUGGUUUAUUCUGCUCCCUGACGCAACCUUUUAUACUUUUCUGUGAGUUAUCUUCUGUCUUUCUUUUGUGCCUUAACUUGAAUAGGAAUGAUUUUCAGUAUUUGAUCUGCAGGUUCCCCUUUUUGAUGUAAUAAAUCUGCCCAUACCCAGGCGCCAAAGAGCAAUUUUAAAGUGAUUGUUUGAUUUUCCCCAUCACACUAUUGAUUUUUUUUUACAUUUUUGAAUAAAGUAGUUCAGGAGUUGUGCAGCCUUUUCUGUCCAGCACAGUAGUCAUCUGCUUACAGUUUACAUCGUUACAGUGUUUAAAACUCACUGCAAUGCUUCAUUGGAUUGGUUAUAUAUCUAUCAAUUGUAAAACUUGACUGUGCUUCCAUAAAAGGAAAUGUUAUUGUAUUUGGAUAUAAAAGCAUGAAUUACUUCAUAAGUACAAUAUUUCCUCCCUAUUUUAUUUUUUGAGGAAAAGUAUUUUUGUAUUAGUAUAGAUUUUCUCCAUCUGCAAAAUUUUGACAAAAUUUACAUAUAGGAAGAAUAGUUUUGUUAGUUACAAUAACACAAAUUAUAUGUAUUUGUGUACUGCAAACCCCAUUGUACAUUUUGGAUGUUGGCUUAUAUAAUUUUUUUUCUUAAUUAUUAUUCUUUUUAUAAUCGAGUAAAUUUGUUAGUGCAACUGCAGUCAGUUAGGAUUGUGCUUGGUAACAGCUAUCCAGAAACUUGACAUUAAGAUUUCAGCAGCUGGAAAUUCUUCCAUGAUCUCUAAUCUCAAACUCCAGCUCCUGUUAUAGUGAUCCUCAAUUCUAAGCUGGCAAGCGCUGGACAUUGAGAUGUAAUGCUAUGUACAUAUUAUGCGAUCCCAUACGAUACAAUAUCAUAUGAUAUUGUAUAAGAUAUAUCAGAUUGUGUGUACACACUACAAACGAUGUCUAGAAACAAAGUCAUCACUGGAGUUCAAAACCACACAAUAUCGCCUCAUCAAGACUGCAUGCAGUCCGACGUACGACGUCGCAUGCGACCCGCGGAAGCACGCAUUGUACGUCGGAUCAUGCAUACACAUUAUGCAAUAUCAUUUAGGACUGAUCAAUAUCGUUCAGAUUGUGAACGAUAUUGCAUAGUGUGUAUGGGCCAUAACACUCUGUGUGAAAUAUUGUUACAUUGUAAAUAAAUAUUUUUUUUACAAACUUG